Messenger RNA from Diplodia corticola, 1137 nucleotides. Its product is annotated as dna-directed rna polymerase i and iii subunit. The record is from RefSeq and is a predicted model, not a curated record. Gene Ontology annotation, biological process: DNA-templated transcription. The coding region runs from base 1 to 1137 and encodes 378 amino acids. Gene Ontology annotation, cellular component: RNA polymerase I complex; RNA polymerase III complex. Gene Ontology annotation, molecular function: protein dimerization activity; DNA binding. NCBI's taxonomy places the organism in Eukaryota, Fungi, Ascomycota, Dothideomycetes, Botryosphaeriales, Botryosphaeriaceae. The transcript has 4 exons.
AUGGUUCAAAAGCAUCAGCCGACCCAGCAGGAGCUGGAGCGCCGCCGGCUCGUCGGCGUCCAUGCUGAGCAUGUCUCCAACAUCUCUUCCACCGACUUCCCCGGCCACUUCCCCGGCGAGGACCACAAAUGGAGCCUGGAGAAGUUCAAGCAGAACUUCCACGUCGACUUCCACCGAAACGAGCAGUUCGACGCCCAGUUCUCUCUCGUCGGCAUUGACGCCGCCAUCGCCAACGCCUUCCGCCGUAUCCUGAUCGCCGAGCUCCCCACGCUCGCUAUUGAGGAUGUGUAUAUCAUCAAGAACACCUCCAUCAUCCAGGACGAGGUGCUGGCCCACCGCCUAGGUCUGAUUCCGCUCAAAGGAAACCCCGAGGCUAUCAGAAACAUGACCUGGUACAAGAAGCCCGAGAGCGGCGAAUCCGAGGAAGCCGCGCACACCGAUUACAACACUGUCGUCAUGGAGCUCAACGUGCAGUGCGACUGGGCGCCGGAUGCGAGGGAACUGGCUAAGAAGGGAGAGACGGACCCGAAGAAGCUUUUCAUCAACUCCAGCGUAUACGCAUCCCAAAUCAACUUCGUCCCCACCGGCCGCCAGACCGAGCUCUUCGCCGGCGAAGGGGCCAUCCAGCCCGUCCACCCGGACAUCCUGAUCGCGAAGCUGCGGCCGGGCCAGAGCAUCAACCUCUCGAUGCACUGCAUCAAGAGCAUAGGCGCGGACCACGCCAAGUUCUCGCCCGUCGCGACCGCCACCUACCGCCUGCUCCCGCACAUCCAGAUCCUGCAGCCCAUCCUCGGCGCCGACGCGCACAAGUUCGCGCGCUGCUUCCCCGCCGGCGUCAUCGCCGAGGAGACGGUCACCGCCGCCGAGGCGGCCCAGCCAGGCUCGCCGUACGCUGGCCACGAAGGCGAGAAGAAGGCCGUCGUCGCCAACCCCUUCAACGACACCGUCACCCGCGAGGUCCUGCGCCACGACGAGUUCAAGGACAAGGUCAAGCUCGGCCGCGUGCGCGACCACUUCAUCUUCAGCGUCGAGAGCUCCGGCCAGUUCGACAGCGACGACUUGUUCAUCCAGAGCGUCAAGGCGCUCAAGGUCAAGUGCGAGAUCAUGAAGAGGAACAUGGCGAACCUGAUGAGGUAG